ACGUAGAGAAGCAAAGGUUCUGCACACUACGAAGUGAAGAACACGUAUUUUGAGGCAAGAGGGCUCAAGAAACAGUGGACAAAUAAGAAAACCCAACACUUACCUGGAUAUAUCCCACAUAGAAUGUAGUUGCGUCUCUUUCGGCAUCCUCUUCCUACCACGAAAUUCACGGCACCAUGGGAGAAGUCCAAAAGGGUUUGUUUUCAGUCAUUGAGAAGUUAAAGGGCACUACAGAGCAAGAGCUUCGGAUAGUCCUUCUCGGUCUGGAUAAUGCUGGAAAAACCACUUUGUUAAAACAACUUGCCUCCGAAGAUGUGAACACCAUCACCCCGACUCAGGGUUUCAACAUUAAAAGUGUGACCUGUGAUAGCAUGAAGCUGAAUGUGUGGGACAUUGGAGGACAGAGGAAGAUUCGACCAUUCUGGAAAAAGUACCUGGAGAAUACAGAUUUAUUGAUCUACGUGAUUGACAGUGCAGACAAAAAGAGAUUUGAGGAAACAGGACUGGAGCUGUCGGAGCUCACUGAUGAGGACAACCUGAAGGGUGUGCCAUUGCUCAUCUUUGCCAAUAAACAGGACCUGGCCACGGCUUCCCCUGCCAGUGAGAUCGCAGAGGGCCUCAACCUGCACACAUACCGGGACAGAGAGUGGCAGAUCCAGGCCUGUUCUGCCGUAUCUGGGGAAGGUGUACAGGAUGGCAUGAACUGGAUCAGCAACAAUAUUGUAAAUAAGAAGAAAUGAACCUGCUUACUCCCAAGUGUUAUUUUGUACAAUUGCUCUAAUACUUCUGUAUGUAAACCACAUAUGAAAUAUUUACUUUAUUUACAAAGUUCUGGCAUGAAACUCUAGAUGGCGCAGACUGAUAGGUACUUAACUUAUUUGGUGGUCAUCUACUGUCUUACAUGCUUACAGCUAUGUCUGUGAAUGUAUUGGCAGUAGCAAGUCUGGGGACGAUCUAUUCCGCCAAGACCAGACGCAAUAACAUUGCCAUAUCCGUGACUAUUACCAUGCCAAUCUCUCCGAGAGUUGUCAUGACAGAAAUUAUAUUAAUAAUCUUUCUUCCCGUUUGUAAAUUAGCAGCCUAAAGAGACAAAGGAAAACAACAAAACAAAUAAUUUUCCCCUCUCUCAUCUCUUAUGCUCUUACAGAGUGUUUUUGUUUGACAAGACGAAUUUCACUACAAUCUUUUAAUCAAGAUGUUGCCGUUACAUUUUUGAGGGAUAUGACAUACCAGGGCAUGAAUAAUGCACACAAGCAAGAUGUUCAGCCUAAAAUAAGGAUGAAAUAUUAUGUAUCUAUCACAAAUAUAUAUAUAUAUAUAUAAUCUUCUUCAGCUGUUUUGAUAGUUGUCACACCAAAGAAUUAUCUGAAACUGAGCAAAGCUCUUGUACUUUGUAAGGUGAUAUGUGAAACCCAGGUUUGUUACCUUGUUUUUUGUCUCAGUAUGACUGGAUUUGGUAGUUUCUAUAUGAAUAACCUGUGUGGGAAUAAUGAGUAUGAUUAUGUGAAAUGAAAUUGUGACUACA
Messenger RNA from Pimephales promelas (fathead minnow), 1525 nucleotides. It is a transcript of the gene arl3l1, whose product is annotated as ADP ribosylation factor like GTPase 3, like 1. NCBI's taxonomy places the organism in Eukaryota, Metazoa, Chordata, Actinopteri, Cypriniformes, Leuciscidae. The record is from RefSeq and is a predicted model, not a curated record. Gene Ontology annotation, molecular function: GTP binding; GTPase activity.